AUGCCACUCAUGAUGGAAGACGUCGAUAAUAUGGAAGUCGAUAUGGACGACCUCUUUGGUGAUGGCACGGGUUUGUCUUUGCCAUCUAGACCACCACCAUCAAAAGAACUUCAUCAAAGGGUCGAUGAACUGAGAGGAAGCGGAUGUUGCCAAGGUAUUGCCUGGUCAAAGUGGGGAAGCAUUGCUUCUAUAACUUCAAACGGAUCUGGUCUAGAGUUGAGGAAUUUGAGGUGUCACCCUGAAAAUGGUACAUGGGGUUUAAGUGAAGCUACAGUAAUACCACAAUUGACUAGCAACCUCGAUGGUGGGCCGUUAAAGCAUCUUUCCUGGAGUCCCACGGGCUCCGAGUUAGCAGUCAUUGAUUCCGCUGGCCGUGUGACACUUUUGCAAAUAUUCUCUUCUCUAAAUAAACCUAUGAUGUGCCGUCCUUGUGGUCCAGAACCAGCGGAUGAUCUACAUGCAGUUGUGGGUUGUUUCUGGCUGAAUUUAGGUCCAUUUCAAAAUCGAUCUGCCCCUAGAGUGCAGCAAGGGCCAGCUAUUAAGGAAGCAUCGGGGUUUCGGUACGAUGCAUCUACAGCGCCCAAUCUUGGACCUACGCAUCCUAUUCCCACCAAAUCGGCAUUCUUAUAUGUCACUUCCAAUGGAUCUUUACGUCUCUUGUGGCUACAGAGCAAUGGCAAAUGGCUCGAGUCGCACACUGAACUAGAAAGUAUUAUUUCAUCCGAUGAUUUAAUCACCCAUGCAGCGAUAUGUGCAGAGAGAAGCCCGUCCCUUUUAAUUGCGCUUGCUACUUCCUCGAAGCAGUUGCGUAUAUUUCGAGCUGUUAUACACUGGGGUCUUCCUCAAACGCAAGAAAAAGUAAACCCAAUGACAAUGACCUUGAAUGCAACUCUACAAACCAAGCCUCUUACUGUAACGAGUUGGUUGCAUGAUGUUCCAGGUGAUACUUUGAAUGCAUCUCAUCUGGAAUCAUCAAUGGUACAGCUUUCUCACCUAAAGUUUUUAUCUCCAACUGUAGAUAGUAAAAACCACAUAACACCACCAAUUGUUAUGGCCGUUCGUUCUUAUCUACCUGGAUCGACGUCUCAUUACAACCAAGAGGUCUAUUCCACUGUAGAUAGGUGGGAGUUUAGGGAAAGGCCACAACAACCAGUACAUUCUGCCUUUGAGAAUUUGUCAUCGCGUAAGAGUACCGACGGCUCACAACCGACAAAACCCGGGGUUAUUGCUCAGCUCAAGAAGCUCGAAAGUUUUACAGUAAAUAAAAUUAUCGUUGCCGUGCAAACUAUGUAUCUUGGAAGAGUCAUCAGCUUUGCAUAUAGUGAUAGUUCGGUCGAUUAUCGUGAUAGAAUCACUAUGAUCGAAACGUUCAAUGAUGACGAUUUAGAUCGGGUUGUUCAUCUUUCUCAAAUUGGAUUUUCCUACACUGAAGAUGAGCCUUGUUUACAAGUUGCGUUGUCUCCAAGUACUUGCUCGUUGGUGCAGAUAAGAAACGACGGCAAGGUCAAAUGGAAGCAAUUAGAUUAUCAUUUGGGAGAUAUUGGGUCAACAAUGGAACACCCACGGUAUGCCGCAAUGAUAGCUGCUCUAUCCAUAUCUUGUUCUACAUCAGUUAUUAUGUCUAUGAACUAUGAUGACAUAAUUGCUACUGCUCACAACCUCGCAAAAACGAAAGACAAUCUUGCAUAUGAUUGGCUCAAUGAACUAGCUAAAAUUCUGAAAAUUAUUGCUGAUUAUUCGGAAGAAGCACAUUAUGAUGUACUAAUACGGAAUACCAUGAUACAAUUGUGUCUUAGCAUUCAGAACUCGCUAGGCUUUACAGGAGAAUUCAAUGCUCGUAAAUUUGCUGGAAAAUUCUCAUGGCUCGUUUUACAGUUGCGCAAUACUGUGGUGCUUGUCACUAUGGCUGCAAACAUGAAAGUCCCUGGUCCAACUCAUGAUACAAAAUCAACGCCCCUCGAUGAUCCAGAGGUAAUCACUGCCCUUGCUGGUUCUGUUCGCUGGGUUCUCGAUCUCAUGGCCUGGAUAACCGACACUCUCCUCGAACUUCCCAGCACCCUUCCAGAAAAUCUUUCCGUAACAAAUCCCACCAAACUCUCACUCCCAGAACUUCUCGCCUACCUCCAUGCCACCAACAACGUAACCCUCCAUCUCCUCCUUUCUUCUCCUACCCGUGGCUUCCUUACUGCUAUUUGUCGGCGCCUCCAACAUCUUGACUACGUAGCUCGUAAAGCCAUCGCAACCAAUACCAAUCAUCCAAGCCAAGGAGGACAAGGACAGCAAAGCAUUUCCCCGACACUGAGGGCUGCUUAUGUACAAAUCGCUAAUUUGACGAGUAACUGCAUCGUCCGUAUCAAAACAUUCGAAGCCCUUCUCUCAUCCCUAACCUCCUCGAUCAAAUCCGCAUACACAAAUCAUAAACCGCCUCUCUCAGGAAACACAAAUAAUAGCACAGGUCCUUCGCGCAAUAAUCUCGAAAUAAAAAUGCUUCUAGGAGGCGAAAUUCCCACAGCAUUUAAAGCAGUUAUCAUCGAUCUCUUCAAAGGCGUACAGGAUAACGAAUCUAAGACUCAAAACGAUUUAGGAGCCAAUGCAGCAGCACCUGGCUAUUUAUCUAGCGUUCGUCUAGAAAUCGAUCCUGCAAAUCUAUGGUUCGCAGAUUUUACAAUGUUGGAAGUGGACGAGGAUGAGGAAUCGGUGGCGAAGAGAAAGGGUUCAGGGGUUACGAUGGAUUGUUUUAGGAAAACUUGGUUGAUCAACCCUCCCCCGAAUUCCUCUAAAUCACCUUUGAAUAAAGCAAUUGAAAAUGGAAACCCAGUGGAUAAGGAUAAUUCUCUACCGACGAUUCAGGGAUUAGCUACACCGCAAGGGGUAGGGAGCAGUGCUAAUACAAAUGGCAGUGCUAAUGGUAAUGCGAAUGGGGGGCAAGGAAGUGGAAAUACAACAAAGCGCUGGAGAAGAUGUGCAAGAUGCGCAGCGGUCAUGGAAGAUGUGCUGAGUCAAAGGCCCGCAUUACAGUGGUUGGUUAUGCAGCAGAGAAGAUGUUUUUGUGGAGGCUAUUGGGAUACGCUUGUCAAUGGGGAGAUGGUCGCGUAG
Messenger RNA from Botrytis fragariae, 3096 nucleotides. Its product is annotated as putative mediator of rna polymerase ii transcription subunit 16 protein. The transcript has 9 exons. The record is from RefSeq and is a predicted model, not a curated record. Gene Ontology annotation, molecular function: protein binding. Gene Ontology annotation, biological process: positive regulation of DNA-templated transcription. The coding region runs from base 1 to 3096 and encodes 1031 amino acids. Gene Ontology annotation, cellular component: mediator complex. NCBI's taxonomy places the organism in Eukaryota, Fungi, Ascomycota, Leotiomycetes, Helotiales, Sclerotiniaceae.